Molecule: messenger RNA, 1916 nt
Organism: Thermothielavioides terrestris NRRL 8126
Lineage: Eukaryota; Fungi; Ascomycota; Sordariomycetes; Sordariales; Chaetomiaceae
Exons: 1
Coding region: 466-1731 (421 amino acids)
Cellular component (GO): mitochondrion
Molecular function (GO): proline dehydrogenase activity; FAD binding
Source: RefSeq, a predicted model, not a curated record
UUGGGUUCAUCACAAUUAAGGGCAUCGACGCAAACACAUUGCAACCAAGCUUAUCACGAACCGAUUUCACGACUUUCGUUCCCGACACCUUUCGUUUCGCAACUUCUCGACCUGUGCCAUCCUGGGUGACGUUGAUUAGAUCAUCUCAGCGAGCGCCAAGCCAGAACUGCUGAGGACGUCGCUGCCAUGGCACCGAUCGCCAGGUCGUUGUCGGGUUCGCUUCCUGGAUGUAGCACAGUGAGGACGCGCCCCAUCGCUGCCAACCGGGCCGCGGUACUCUUUGUCACAGCUCUCCAUCAGUCCCUUCGACAUCCGCGUCGGCAGUUCUCUUGGACAACUCCCAGGCCAGCAUCGACACGAGCUCUCCACUCAUCGUCCAACCAAACGUCACCGUCAGGGAACCUCGCACUUGAUGAUGGGGUUUCUCUGCCGGCGUCGGCGGCGCCCGAGAACAAGCCCGCAAGGAUGGUUCAAGCCGCGCCGCUCGCUGUUCUGCCGUUGGCCAACGUUCUCCGCUCACUCAUGACGACCUCCAUUUCGUCGUCGCCGUUCCUGCUCGCGCCCUCUUUAGCUGUAAUGUCGGUUCUGGCCAAUACCACGGCCCCGGUGCUCAACCCGGACAAGAACCCGAUUCUGCGCUUCAUCCUCAAGAAGACCUUCUACGCCCAGUUCUGCGCCGGCGAGGACGCCGCCGAGGUACGGCGGACCGUUGAAUCGCUCAAGACGAUCGGGUUCGGGGGGGUCAUCUUGGGUUACGCGAGGGAGGUCGUGCUUACCGGAGCGCAGAUGAAGGAUCUUGCGUCUUGUGGCUCGGGCUCGGCCGCCGAGGAAUGUGUGCGUACCGAGAUCGAGCCGUGGGCAAAAGGGACUAUGGAGACUUUGCAGUUGGCCUCCCCUGGCGACUUCGUCGCCCUCAAGUUCACCGGCGCCGGCCGCCAGGCUCUUUACAGCCUGUCGCAGCGUCUCCCGCCAUCGGGAGCUUUGGCGUCCGCCAUCGAUAGCGUGUGCCAGCUGGCCGCAUCCCGCGGUGUCCGUUUGCUCUUCGACGCCGAGCAGCAAGCCCUCCAGCCCGGCAUCGACGACUGGUCCCUCAAGUACAUGCGGAAGUACAACACACCCACCCACGCCGUCGUUUACGGGACAUAUCAGGCGUAUCUGAAGGCGACACCAUCCACGCUAAGCCGGCAUCUUGCCGCCGCUCGCGAGGGUGGAUUCGCGCUCGGCGUGAAGCUCGUCCGCGGCGCGUACCUGGGCUCGGACCCUCGCCACCUCAUUCACGACACCAAGGCCGACACGGACGCGGCCUACGACGGCGUGGCGGAAGCGCUUCUGCGCCGGCAGUGGAACGCACAUCUCCAGCCCCAAACAGGAGCCGACACGACGGCGUUCCCCAACGUGAGCCUUGUGCUGGCCACGCACAACCGGGAAUCAGUCCUCAAGGCGCGGGCGAUCAUCUCCGAGGGUAAGGGCGGCACGGAAGACGUGGCGUUUGCCCAGCUGCAGGGCAUGGCAGACGAGGUCAGCUGCGAGCUGGUGACGAGCGACGGCACGGGGGAGAAGCCCCGCGUUUACAAAUACCUCGUCUGGGGCUCGACGGGCGAGUGCAUGAAGUACCUGCUGCGGCGGGCACAGGAAAACCGGGACGCGGUCCAGCGGACCAAAGCGGGACGGGAUGCCAUGCGCGCAGAGCUCAUCAGGAGGGUGAAGAGUCUCUUUGGAUUCGCGCGGUGAGAAGUUCGGGCAGGUGCUGGAUGGGCGGGUGAGUGGAGGAGAGCUAGAGGAGGUAGUAGAGGUUAACGGAGUCGGUUCUGACGAGUGAUGACCAUACAUUUAUUGAUGCUAGCAUGACGGGGAAGUGUUCGCCCAUAGCAUUGAUAGAAUUCUACCAGUAAGCAUCUCUAACCACUGUGUCCCGU